GGGCCGCCGCGCCUCGCCGCGCUCAAGGAUGAGCCGCAGACCGUGCCCGACGUGCCGAGCUUCGGCGAGAGCCCGCCGCUGUCGCCCAUCGACAUGGACACUCAAGAGCGUAUCAAGGCGGAGCGCAAGCGGCUGCGCAACCGCAUCGCUGCCUCCAAGUGUCGCAAGCGCAAGCUGGAGCGCAUCUCACGCCUCGAGGAGAAAGUGAAGACGCUCAAGAGCCAGAACACGGAGCUGGCGUCCACCGCAAGCCUGCUGCGUGAGCAGGUGGCGCAGCUCAAGCAGAAGGUCCUCAGCCACGUCAACAGCGGCUGCCAGCUGCUGCCCCAGCACCAGGUGUCCGCGUACUGAGCCCGCGCGCGGGGCGCAUGCGCGGCCCCCCUACCGGAGAGGCGGGCUUGCGGGGGGGGCGUGGGUGCCCCGGACUCUGAGAGGGCGUGGCCCUGGGGACGCCCCCGGAUGGUGCCAGGACUUGGGAGAGGGCACCUCACACUCGACAAGCUGGACCCCCUGCUGCCGGGGGGGCAAGCGCAUGACUCCCCAUCCCCGCCCCGCCCUUGCGCUGCCUCUACCCUCUGCGCGCGGCCACCCCGAGUUGCACAAACCCGCGCCCGGCUGCCUCUUUGUACGCACCGCGGCCGAAGAGGGUUCCGAGGGGGCGCAGCCUGAAGCCCUGCGUUGCCUUUUCUUUUACUUUUUUGCAUUUGGAAGAGAGAACAGUGUUCGAUUCUGCCCUAUUUAUGUUUCUACUCGGGAACAAACGUUGGUUGUGUGCGUGCGUGUUUUCUUGUGUUGGUUUUUUUUUUUUUUUUUUUUU
This is a messenger RNA of Miniopterus natalensis, 817 nucleotides long. It is a transcript of the gene JUND, whose product is annotated as JunD proto-oncogene, AP-1 transcription factor subunit. Lineage: Eukaryota; Metazoa; Chordata; Mammalia; Chiroptera; Miniopteridae. The record is from RefSeq and is a predicted model, not a curated record. Gene Ontology annotation, cellular component: transcription regulator complex. Gene Ontology annotation, molecular function: transcription factor binding; RNA polymerase II cis-regulatory region sequence-specific DNA binding; DNA-binding transcription factor activity, RNA polymerase II-specific. Gene Ontology annotation, biological process: regulation of cell cycle; regulation of cell population proliferation; regulation of transcription by RNA polymerase II.